CAGACAUGGACUCAGCAGAGGCAGAGCGACUCUCAGAGGUGCUACGAACCCAGGAAGUUCGUCUUAAUCGCCAGGAGGAGUUUCAGACUGCCAUGGCUGCCAACAUGGGGCAACUCUCCUCACAGAUACAAAAGCUACUGGGACAACUCUGUCGACAAAGCCCUGCAACCCCGACUCCGCCUUCUCCAGCCACCCCGGAAGUACCAGCGUCUUCCGGAGUAGCCUCCUGUAAGCUGGCGCCACCAACCCAGUAUGCUGGGCGGGCCAAAGCUUGGGCUUCGGCCGAAUGGAGCCGAAACUCCACCGCAUGCGAGACGAUCGCAGGCUUCCAGACGGCGCUAACCAGAACUGUUGACCCUGUUUGUUCCAGUAGGGAGAAGGCCCAGGAACUCAGCACCUUGAGACAAGGUAAAGACUCGGUCUGUGACUACGCCAUUCACUUUCACACGCUGGCAGCCGAGAGUGGGUGGAACAAUGCCGCCCUCUACGACGUCUUUUUGAGAGGUCUGUCGGCGGACAUUCAGGAUCUCCUUGUGCCACUAGACUUGCCUGCGAGUCUGGAUGCACUCAUCGCCCUCGCAAUUCGCACGGACAAUCGACAUACGCAAUUCCGGAAACAACGCGAAUUGAAACGAGGAGACCGAGACCGACAUGGAAUCAAGAUGGCCAACCCCGCACCGAGCACCUCCGGAAAAUCCUCGGGUUCGUACUGACGAGGAGCCCAUGCAACUAGGACGAGCUCGAUUAUCCCAAGAGGAACGCCAGAAGAGGCGCCAGGAGGGAAGGUGCUUCUAUUGUGGAGAAACCGGCCACCUCGUCAGCUCCUGCCCAGCCAAGAAAGGUCCUGUGGUGAGUUCAAAUCAGGUCGCUAAGACCACUGUCCGUGUUCUCACUCAGGUUAAGCUUAAUUCACUAUAUGACAUGGAUGUGUUUGACUCAGGAGCAGAUGAGAGCUUAAUGGACUGGAACUUAGCCAAGAAAUUACACACUGUGAACCCCUAGCCAGACCCAUUCCUGUCUGUUCCCUUAACGGUGCAGAUAUCUUUGUCAUUACUCAUAUAAGCAGUCCACUAAAAUUGUCCGUUGGAAAUCAUCACGAAAAUAUUCAAUUUCACCUGUUCACCUCCACCUCCCACUCUCUGAUUCUGGGACAACCCUGGCUCUUUCUCCACAACCCUCACAUCGACUGGAAGAGUGGUCAGAUCAGAGAAUGGGGGGAGGAAUGCACCGAACGCUGCCUUGUAGAACCAGUUGCAGAGAUAAACCUGUUUUCCACUAACCCUGUCACAGGCCCAGAAUAUCCGGACCUGACCUCAGUCCCAAGAUGUUACCACCACCUCAAAGAGGUCUUUAACAAAGCUAAAGCCUUGUCUCUCCCUCCUCAUCGUCCCUACGACUGCGCCAUUGACCUGAUCCCCGGCUCUACGAUCCCCAAGGGGCGUCUUUAUUCCAUCUCCGGUCAUGAGAGGAAUGCCAUCAACAACUACAUCUCCGCUUCCCUGAAAGCGGGAUUAAUUCGCCCAUCAUCAUCACCGGCUGGGGCCGGAUUCUUCUUAGUGGGUAAAACGGAUGGUUCACUAUGCCCCUGCAUUUGACUACAGCCUGCUGAAUGAGAUAACUAUUAAGAAUCGAUACCCUCUUCCUCUGAUGGCCUCUGUCUUCGACCAGCUGCAACAGGCUAAGAUGUUCACCAAACUUGAUCUUCGUAACGCCUAUCACCUGGUUUGGAUCAGAGAGGGACAUGAGUGGAAGACCGGCUUCAACACACCCAGAGGGUGUGAAUACUGUGUAAUGCCUUUUGGUCUUACUAAUGCUCCUGCUGCUUUCAGGCCAUGAUCAAUGACGUGCUAAGAGACUUCCUGGACCAGUUCGUGUACGUCUACUUGGACGACAUCUUGAUAUAUUCUCCCGACCUCGCCACGCACCAAGAACAUGUAACCCGAGUCCUUAAAAGACUUCUUGAACAUCAACUGUAUGUUAAAGCUGAAAAGAGUGUCUUUCAUGCCAAUAUAAUCCUUGAUUGUUUUCAUCUGUGUUCCCUUCCCCCAUGUGUAUAAAGUCUUUGUCUUCCCCUGUCUGCGUCGCCAAAGUAUUUCGUCUUCCAUGUCAUGUACCGAAGAAGCCCUGAUCCACAGUACCUUGUCUCGUUAAGUAUUGCCAUUGUUUUGUUUAUCUGAUUUUUGACCUCUUGAGAAGAGUGAUUUUGAUUUUGCAAUUUUCUGGUUAGGUUUUGAUUUUGUAUUUUGAGAUUUUCAUAGCUUUUCAUUUUCCUCCUUCUGGAGCGAUCUUUUGUUAACUUUCAUAAGACAGAGUAGAUAUAUUUCUUAGCCUUUGUGCUUCCUCUUUGGUGUGAUUUUGAUUUGCAAUUUUAUACUUUAUUGGUUAUUCCAGGACAGAGUAGGUUUUCCUCCUUCAGGAGCGCUUUUUGUUGUUCUGUGUUUCUUAUUGUUUGUCUCUGAGAUUUUCAUU
This is a messenger RNA of Acanthopagrus latus (yellowfin seabream), 2469 nucleotides long. RefSeq lists its product as uncharacterized. Bases 6 to 713 code for a protein of 235 amino acids. The record is from RefSeq and is a predicted model, not a curated record. The transcript is spliced from 2 exons. Lineage: Eukaryota; Metazoa; Chordata; Actinopteri; Spariformes; Sparidae.